AUGGCCGAGACUGACCCCAAGAUGGUGCAGACUCUCUCCUCACUGGUGCAGACACUCCUGCAACAGAUGCAAGAUAAAUUUCAGACCACGUCUUACCAGAUCAUUGGAAGAGUUGAUGAUAUGAGUGCUCGCAUUGAGGAUCUGGAGAAAAACAUCUCAGACCUCACGACACAGGCUGGAGAGGAAGAACUGGAAGGCGAAAGCAAGAUCCCUGCCUCACAAAAGAGUUGA
Messenger RNA from Nycticebus coucang (slow loris), 231 nucleotides. RefSeq names its product heat shock factor-binding protein 1-like. The transcript has a single exon. Gene Ontology annotation, biological process: cellular heat acclimation. The coding region runs from base 1 to 231 and encodes 76 amino acids. Gene Ontology annotation, cellular component: cytosol; nucleus. Gene Ontology annotation, molecular function: transcription corepressor activity. The record is from RefSeq and is a predicted model, not a curated record. NCBI's taxonomy places the organism in Eukaryota, Metazoa, Chordata, Mammalia, Primates, Lorisidae.